AAGUUUCAGGAUUCAGUGAUGCAGUCAGUGGCCUAGGAAAAUAUAUGGUUAGUUUGAUGUAAUAGGCUAGUAAUGUUUUCAACUCUGAGAAGGGUACAGUGCAGGCGUUUGGAUGAUUUCGAGCUAAGAAAAUGGCUACGGCAACUUUCAAUACCGAGACGGGUUUCUUUAACGGCUAUUCUCAUCCUUUUUUCACUCUACUUCAUUAUAUCCUCCAUAACUUCUGCGCCUUAUGUCUCAGAAUCGCAGAAAUGUCUUACUGAGCGUCUGAGUGCUUGGAAAUUUUCCGAAAACGAUAAUGUUGUUGCAGUUUCCAACAGAAAGUUUGGAUUCACCGGCAAUGGGUUUAUCGGAAUGGGUGGCGAUGGAGAGCUGCGGUUAAAAACGUCUCGGGUUUUAUCGAUACGAAGUGCCUUUUUUCCUAGUAUUGAUACGAAAAUUCAGGAUUCAGAAUCGUUUGCUGAAAAUUAUGUAAAUGAUUAUCGUGAUGGCACAAUCAUCACUGUCCGAUGUUACCAUAUUAUGGAUCAGUGUUUGUGUAUUACUCAACGUGUUUAUGCUCACCGAACAAGACCACAUCUUAUGAUUCAGGAACUUCAGGCAACAAAUCCAUUGAGUAAUGAUAUCGAAAUAGAACUAUCCGUGAAGAUUUCGGAAUAUUGGACUCUAAAAAAGAGUAGCAGCUUGGAUGAUCCGGUUUAUACGCGUUAUUUCGAGUCAGAUGGAGCACAUACACUGGCUGUUGCUACAUGCACCAAAAUACCCGAAACUGUUACGGUUGAGCAGAAACGCGAGAUUUUUUUACGCUUUCUCUGCGUCAUCAAUUAUAUUUCACCAUUACCCGUCGGAAAAAACAAAAAUGCUGAGCUAAGAUUGCUGGAUGAAGGUGUUACGAAGGAACUCAAAAAUUACAGCUUGCUGGAUGGAACUCUUCUAUAUCGCGAACACUCAGCUGCCUGGCAAAAGCUGAAUACGGUUACGUUUAGUAUUUCAAAAUCUUUGGCCCCAAAUGCUCUUAAUGCUGCCGAAAUCAAUGCUACGCGUUAUAUGCUGCUAUCAAAUAUGCGUGAUCCAUUACUGGAAAUUGGAGUUAGUAUGGAACAAAAGGAGGCAGCAGCAGCAUCAAUGAAAAUGAUGGAUAUGUGUUAUACAGGGCACUCAACACUUCUCGUACCUUCCCGUCUGUGGAAAAAAUCCGAUAAUGUCAAUGAAGUCAUUGAAACGAUGGAUAUUUGGUUAUUAACGCUGGAGAAGCGUGGCUGUUCUGGACUCCUAAAAGCUGGCGCUACCGGUCUUGCCGAAGCAUUCGUUCUCAGUCUUCUUGCAUCCAAGUUUUCGCGUGAGCAUUUGGAAGUAGAUAUUGAUCCAGCUGAUUUAUUGCGAGAAAUUACUGUAAAAAAUCUAGCUUAUUCUCUUGACACAAGGAUUUCAAUAAGUGUCCAUUUAAGUAAUGGUAAUCAACCUUAUUUCAUAAUCUCCUCUGAUUCGCAGGUUUUUGCAUGUGAUGCAGCCUGUUUAAAUUAUCCGAUAGCUAUCGGACGCUCGAGUGUACAUAUUCCGAUUAAAAUAACUAAACCAUCUACUCCGAUCUUAUAUAUUUCACAUAACAAAAAUCAUCUCGAGCAACUGCGAGGAACGAUACACGUUGUUGAGGUUAUGGAUGCUCCAGCUCAUGAGCUUGGAUUAAUCGCACUUCACAAACAUGGUCAUCGUUUGGGUGGUCUUCCAAUAAUGUUUUGGCUGAUGCUUGGUGCUUUGAUGAUUGUAUUCCAUCUUUUCCUUUUCAAAUUGCUUUAUUCGGAGUGGAAAAAAGGCGACACAAUGCCCUACAAUUAUUACUUGCGACAGCGUUAUCUUCGCAGUCACUGAGUCGUUACAUCACGAAACGUUACAUUCCGUCGCAAAGGUUAUCCAUGUUGUUUUGUCAUGUAUUAUGUGUUAUUCAUUACGACUAUGUGUUUCUUAGAAAUGUUCACUAAAUGUAUACUUUUUCUGAAUUUUAAAGGAUAUUAGCUUCUGUUUUAUAGUUACUGUUUCUGUAAGUUGAGUAAACUGAGUGACGGAUCUUCCAUAAGGGCAUCCCAAAAUGCUUUUACUUAUAUGUUGGUAACUGUAGUAAUCCA
This is a messenger RNA of Loa loa (African eye worm), 2123 nucleotides long. RefSeq lists its product as hypothetical. The record is from RefSeq and is a predicted model, not a curated record. The transcript is spliced from 11 exons. The coding region runs from base 73 to 1869 and encodes 598 amino acids. Lineage: Eukaryota; Metazoa; Nematoda; Chromadorea; Rhabditida; Onchocercidae.